Aspergillus tubingensis is the source of this 1185-nucleotide messenger RNA. RefSeq names its product YchF/Obg family ATPase. Gene Ontology annotation, molecular function: ATP hydrolysis activity; GTP binding; ATP binding. Gene Ontology annotation, cellular component: cytoplasm. The coding region runs from base 1 to 1185 and encodes 394 amino acids. The record is from RefSeq and is a predicted model, not a curated record. NCBI's taxonomy places the organism in Eukaryota, Fungi, Ascomycota, Eurotiomycetes, Eurotiales, Aspergillaceae. The transcript has 3 exons.
AUGCCCCCCAAGAAGGCCGUCGUUCAAGAAAAGGUCCUACUGGGCCGUCCAGGAAACAACCUGAAGAGUGGUAUCGUUGGUCUCGCCAACGUCGGCAAGUCCACGCUCUUCCAGGCCAUUACCAAGUCGUCUCUUGGUAACCCCGCCAACUUCCCCUAUGCUACCAUUGACCCCGAAGAGGCUCGUGUCAUUGUCCCCGAUGACCGCUUCGACUGGCUGUGCGAGCACUACAAGCCCAAGUCUCAGGUUCCCGCCAACUUGACCGUCUAUGAUAUCGCCGGUCUGACCCGUGGUGCCUCCACCGGUGCCGGUCUCGGUAACGCUUUCUUGUCGCACAUCCGUGCCGUCGAUGCUAUCUUCCAGGUCGUUCGUUGCUUCGAUGAUGCCGAGAUUAUCCACGUCGAGGGUGACGUCGACCCCAUCCGUGAUCUGACCAUCAUCAGCGAGGAGCUGCGUAUCAAGGAUAUCGAGUUCGUCGAGAAGGCUCUCGAGAACCUUCAGAAGCAGACCAAGCGUGGUGGUCAGACUCUCGAGAUGAAGAAGCUGCGUGAGGAGGAGGCUACCGUUGCCAAGGUGCUGGAGUGGCUCAAGGACGGCAAGGACGUCCGCAAGAACGAGUGGGGUCCCAAGGAGGUUGAAACCAUCAACCCCCUGAUGUUGCUCACUGCCAAGCCGGUUGUCUACCUGGUCAACCUGAGUGAGAAGGACUACAUCCGCCAGAAGAACAAGUACCUGCCCAAGGUGUUCGAGUGGAUCAAGACCAACUCUCCGGGUGACUCCCUGAUCCCCAUCUCCGUCUCGUUCGAGGAGCGUCUGACCCGCUUCGAGAGCGAUGAGGCUGCUCUGGAGGAGUGCAAGAGCCUGAACACCAAGUCGGCCCUGCCCAAGGUGAUUACCACCAUGCGUCAGGUGCUGAACCUGGCCAGUUUCUUCACCACCGGUACGGACGAGGUGCGCCAGUGGACCAUCCGUAAGGGCAUCAAGGCCCCGGCUGCUGCUGGUGUUAUCCACACCGACUUUGAGAAGACCUUUAUCCAGGCCGUUGUGUACAACUACGCGACUCUGCGUGAGUACGGCGACGAAGGUGCCGUCAAGGCCGCUGGUAAGGUGAUGACCAAGGGUAAGGAUUACGUUGUGGAGGAUGGUGAUAUUCUGUUGAUCAAGGCGGGUGCUGCCCGUGGUUAA